Cicer arietinum (chickpea) is the source of this 1102-nucleotide messenger RNA. NCBI's taxonomy places the organism in Eukaryota, Viridiplantae, Streptophyta, Magnoliopsida, Fabales, Fabaceae. The record is from RefSeq and is a predicted model, not a curated record.
AGAAAUUCAGAAGACCGAAAAAUAAUCAAAGCUUACCCAACACACGUUUGAAUACCCUCCUCACUAUAAAUACCAAAACCGUAUUCAUUUAACUCCUCACAAUCUUCAACCUCAACCACUUUAACAAACUCAACAAACAACCAUAACAAUUUCAUUUCCUUUACUUCAAAAAAAAAAAAAAACGAUAAACGCUAAACGCAAACGCACUUAAUCACUAUGCAAACCGUUUCGGUUUCACCUCGCAGCGAGGUUUCUGGAAAGUUCGAAAAUGAUUUUUUUGAAAAACUUAAAAUCGAAGAUGAAAAUGUAGAAAACGAAGUUAAGCACGAUGAGGUAGAAGAGGAAUACGACGAAGAAGAAGAGUUUACCUUCGUUUUCGCAGAUCCUAAUGGCUCGCCGAUUUCCGCUGACGAUGUGUUCGAUCACGGUCAGAUACGUCCGAUUUUUCCUAUUUUCGGUCAGGAUCUAAUGUUCACCGACGAGUAUGACAGCGAAUCUGGUAACCGCUCGCCAGUGAAGAAGAUCUUCGUUGAAUCGCCGUCAAAGGCGACGACGACUUCUGCGGCGGUGGAAGGGGAGUACUGCGAGUGGAAUCCGCAAAAAGCGGUGAAGAGCAACUCAACAGGAUCGUCGAAACUGUGGAAGUUUCGCGAUCCGAAGCUUCGAAGCAACAGCGACGGCAAAGACGCGUUCGUGUUCUUAAAUCCGGCGAAGGUAGAGAAAACGAGUUCCGGUGAAGCGAAAAACGUCGUCGUUAAGAAGGUGAAAAUGGUGAAGGGGAAAACGACGUCGGCGCAUGAGAAACAUUAUGUGAUGAAUAAAGCGAGAAAGGAAAGUGAUAAACGCAAAUCUUAUUUGCCGUAUAGACAAGAGCUGUUUGGGUUCUUUGCUAGUACCAAUGGAUUGAGCAGGNAUGUUCAUCCUUACUGAGAUUUUUUUAAAAAUAGUUGAUGUAAUUAGAUUUAUGUUCUUUUAUUUAUUUAGUUGUAUAUGUUUGAUGAAUAUCGAACUAACUUGAGAUUAUUUUGAUUUGAUGUAUAUUGAUUAUGGUAUUAUAGGUUUAAUUUGGAUUAACAAAAAUAGUAUUGCCGUAUUAAAAAAA